CGUCGUAUCGAUCUUUCAUCGCAACUUCCCCGAGUCCGACUUCACUUCACGUGCUUCCGCUUUUUCCUGCCGCUGGAGUCUUGAAGCGUAGAUUUGCAGUAAUUCACUAGCCGUAAACGAAUAAAGUUGAAAUAAACGGCCAUGGACUCGUUACAAUCGGGAAAUUUAUCGGGUAUUCAAAAGGACGAACUAAUGGAGCAGGUCCAACAGCAAAUAGCCGUCGCCAACGCCCAGGAACUGCUCACGAAAAUGACGGAAAAGUGCUUCAAGAAGUGCAUCCAGAAGCCCGGAACGUCACUUGACAGCUCCGAACAGAAAUGCGUAGCGAUGUGUAUGGAUCGAUAUAUGGAUUCUUGGAACUUGGUAUCUAAAGCCUACAGUAGCAGGCUUCAGAGAGAACGCAACAGAUUGUAACAAUUAUAGUUAGUUGAUAUAUCAAUUGAAUAAACAAUUAUUCACAGUACGAUGUCGUAUGUAGUUCAAUAGUGUGUACAUACAUCAACUAUUCAAGGAGGUAGAAAAAUUUACCGGAGACAAACAUGUAAUAGAAGCUAAAUUAGAGCCGAUAGCAAUUUAGCCUCCGCCACGUAUUUGAAUAUUUCUUUUGUCAACUGUUCACCAAUAACAAGACGCAUUAUUACGGCUCAUAAUUAUUCCUGUUGUUGUUAAUUCACCUGGGUACCCAGCAAUUAAUGUAUACCUUAUUGAUAUGUGUAAAUACAUUUUUUAUUUGGACUGUU
This is a messenger RNA of Diprion similis, 740 nucleotides long. Its product is annotated as mitochondrial import inner membrane translocase subunit Tim13. The coding region runs from base 142 to 414 and encodes 90 amino acids. The record is from RefSeq and is a predicted model, not a curated record. Lineage: Eukaryota; Metazoa; Arthropoda; Insecta; Hymenoptera; Diprionidae. The transcript has 3 exons.